Pseudogymnoascus destructans is the source of this 627-nucleotide messenger RNA. RefSeq lists its product as uncharacterized. Bases 1 to 627 code for a protein of 208 amino acids. The record is from RefSeq and is a predicted model, not a curated record. The transcript has a single exon. NCBI's taxonomy places the organism in Eukaryota, Fungi, Ascomycota, Leotiomycetes, Thelebolales, Thelebolaceae.
AUGGAUCCUAACAAUUUGCCCCCGAACAUCGAGAGUGUCUCCGCUGCCUUCAACAGAAUAGCAGAGGACGUGAACACUAUCAACGAAGAGAUCCCGCGUCUUGCUAAUAUAGAGCCCAUCCAGCAAGCCGGGCAAAUUCAGACCACUCUUGCGCAGCACAGCCAACUAUUUCAACGGAUCCUAGACCGCCUAGACCAACAAUCCAAUAACUUCCAGGAGACCUCACGCCGCCUGACCGUCAUAGAAAGCACCCUAGACCAACAAUCACGCCGCCUGACCGUCAUAGAAAGCACCCUAGACCAACAAUCACGCCGCCUGACCAUCAUAGAAAGCACCCUAGACCAACUGGCCAAUAACUUCCAGGAGACCUCACGCCGCCUGACCGCCAUAGAAAACACCCAAAUUCGGAAUUCAAAUUCACAACGCCUUCACUACGAUAGUUUAGCCAUCAUUUCUCCGCUUCUAGACCCCGAAACAGGAGUCGCUAUACGAAACUGCCCAAAUACAAUUGCUGCUAUUUACACAUUAUCUGCGCACCGAGCAACGCGCAUCCUAGGUAUCCUUCAGGUCCCUAUACCCGCCUCUUUAGAAGCAAAGAGAGAGGCUGUACGGUUCCAAUUCAUCUAG